This is a messenger RNA of Stegostoma tigrinum, 800 nucleotides long. RefSeq names its product beta-crystallin B1-like. Gene Ontology annotation, biological process: lens development in camera-type eye; visual perception. Lineage: Eukaryota; Metazoa; Chordata; Chondrichthyes; Orectolobiformes; Stegostomatidae. Gene Ontology annotation, molecular function: structural constituent of eye lens. The record is from RefSeq and is a predicted model, not a curated record. Bases 38 to 682 code for a protein of 214 amino acids. The transcript has a single exon.
CCAGACGGCCUUGCAGGGGAAUUGAUAGCGAGCCACCAUGUCAGAGAAGGCAAGCCGUACAACCCCCAAGUCUGAGCGCAAGGAGCUGCAGCCCAGGCCCCUUGAUGGAGCCACGAGCAACUACAGGUUGUGCGUCUUCGAGCAGGAGAACUUCCAGGGCCGCUGUAAGGAAUUCUCCGGCGAGUGUAUGAAUUUGUGCGACAGCGGCUUCGAGCGAGUAGGCUCGAUUCGCAUUGACUGCGGACCCUGGGUGUUCUACGAGCAAGCCCGAUUCUGUGGGGAGAUGUUUGUCCUGGAGAGGGGCGAGUACCCUCGCUGGGACUCCUGGUCCAACAGCCACAGCAGUGAGUACGUCAUGUCCUUCAGGCCCAUCCUCAUGGAUUCAGAGCAGCACAAGAUCUGCCUGUACGAGAUGGCAGAGUUCAAGGGCCGCAAGAUGGAGAUCGUCGAUAACGACGUGCCCAGCCUGUACUCCUACGGUUUCACCGACAGAGUUGGCAGUGCCAGCGUGGCCUGUGGAACCUGGGUGGGCUACCAGUACCCGGGAUACCGGGGCUGCCAGUAUGUUUUCGAGAAGAACGACUACAGGCACUGGAACCAGUGGGGCGGCCGCAAGCCUGAGAUUCAGUCCAUCCGCCGAAUCCGAGAUGGGCAGUGGCACAAGGUCGGCUGUUUUGUCUAGAUGCUAAAGGCAAGACCAGUCUCUUGAUGGAGUGACGCUGGCUCAGUCAGUCAGUGAGUGAGUGCGGCUAUUCAGACAAUUCUUAAAGAACACCAAUCACCAGGCUUUGCAGAUGUUG